Clupea harengus (Atlantic herring) is the source of this 720-nucleotide messenger RNA. Its product is annotated as mitotic arrest deficient 1 like 1. Gene Ontology annotation, cellular component: kinetochore; mitotic spindle; nuclear envelope. The annotation marks the transcript as partial. The transcript has 5 exons. The record is from RefSeq and is a predicted model, not a curated record. NCBI's taxonomy places the organism in Eukaryota, Metazoa, Chordata, Actinopteri, Clupeiformes, Clupeidae. Gene Ontology annotation, biological process: attachment of mitotic spindle microtubules to kinetochore; mitotic spindle assembly checkpoint signaling.
UGAAGAGUGUGAAACGGGAGGAUGGAGGACUUGAGCGACGACACGACCGUGUUCUCCACGUUGAAGUCCUUCAAGAGCUUCAUGGCUCAGCCAGAACGCUCAGCGUCAGUGCCCACCUACGGCGCCAGUGACCUGGGCAAACUAUACACCCACCAGAUGGAGAUGGAGGAGUCUGCCAAGCGGAUCCACUCCCAUACCAGCCUGCUGCAGCUCUCUCAGGAGAAACAGCAGAUGGAGAUGAGCCACAAGAGAGCGCGUAUAGAACUGGAGAAAGCAGCGCACAGUAGCUGUAGAGACCUGCAGCAUGAGGUCGAUAAGAAUCAGGACCUUCAGACGCGGAUUCGUCGUCUGGAAGAUAGGGAGGCGGAGACUGGGCGGAGUCUGACGGAGCAGGCGGAGUCACAGCGACAGCUGAAGCUGAAGAACGAUGAACUCCAGAAACACCUGGAGGAAAAAGACAACUCACUGACACAAGCCAACCAGACGGUGACCUGUCUCAAAGAUGAGCUGAGAGAUUUGAACCAGCAGCUCCAGACCCAACACAGUCGAGUCAACACACUCAACCUGGAUAAGGACUCACUACAGGAACAACUAGACCUACAGCGCAAGAAGUUCCAGGAAGUAAGUCAGCGGCUGCAGAAUGUUCAGACUUCCCAGACGUCCAAUGAGGAUAGCCAGCUCAAGAUCAGGGUACACGCACUCACACACACACACUCACAC